AUGUCCGAGCUCAUUCGGCGUGCAUCGGCGCAGCCGGGCUCCCCAUUCCCUGCGACCGCACGUCCGGUGUACUCGCCCCUCGUCAAGGGAUCUAAGUCUGUGCUGCGUCGUAUCGCGCCGCUGCACCCUAAUCGCCGCACCCCGCCGCCCGUGCCACCGCGCGCCCCACAACCGAAGAAGACAAAGAAGAUGCUCGAGCUCGAGGAGAAGUGGGAGAUGGAGCUCGAGGAUAGCGUCGAGGGGUGGUACGCCAUGGCCGACUCCGAGCGCGCUGCGUUGAUGAAGGCCAAGAGGGACGCGGAACUGGGCUUCUACGAGGAUUGA
Trametes versicolor FP-101664 SS1 is the source of this 324-nucleotide messenger RNA. RefSeq lists its product as uncharacterized. The transcript has a single exon. NCBI's taxonomy places the organism in Eukaryota, Fungi, Basidiomycota, Agaricomycetes, Polyporales, Polyporaceae. The record is from RefSeq and is a predicted model, not a curated record. The coding region runs from base 1 to 324 and encodes 107 amino acids.